This is a messenger RNA of Alternaria rosae, 944 nucleotides long. Its product is annotated as trafficking protein Mon1-domain-containing protein. The transcript has a single exon. Lineage: Eukaryota; Fungi; Ascomycota; Dothideomycetes; Pleosporales; Pleosporaceae. Gene Ontology annotation, biological process: protein targeting to vacuole; vesicle-mediated transport. The record is from RefSeq and is a predicted model, not a curated record. The coding region runs from base 487 to 867 and encodes 126 amino acids. Gene Ontology annotation, cellular component: Mon1-Ccz1 complex; fungal-type vacuole membrane.
UUAAGAUUGAUGCGUCAAACGAUGUGGGCUCGAACGGGCUCGGAGGCGAAAUUCGCUCAUUCUCGGUGUUCUCCCAUGGGUUCUCAUGGGUUUAUUGCCGGUAAGCGCGAAUUGUAUACCCGUACGAGGCCCACGGGGCAACUUUGCGAUUCGGCUUCGGACGUCAGCAACUCCGAUGCUCCUAGCCCACCCUCCCCGUCGGAUUCCACAUCCCCUUCCCUUUGCCCCGGUCACCGCGUCCUUUCGGUCCUUUGGCAGUCCCGUUUGUCUGGUUCCAAUAUGGCCGGGAUUGUUUGAGAAGAGAGCAAUGCAUUCGAUACAUGUUUCGUAGGCUAACGGGUGUUUCCGCAGAACUUGCAACGCAAUGGAUCCAUCGAGGCUAUACGCACAGCUGUGCAGCAAGGCCGUCCCACUUGUACAGACAUUGUGCCCGGAAGUCCGCUGAGGCACUUUCUAUACAAGUCGAGGGGUAACGUGCAGUUUACCAUGCCGAGCUAUACACCUUACUUCGAGGGUGAUCUGGAGAAGAGACGGUCCGUAUCCCCACCCUUUGCACGUGAUCUCGCAAUCAACCGCUCCACAUGUGUUCCAAGAAGGCUUACUGACACUACCGUCUCCUCUAGAUUGAUCGACCUGUACAAUAAACUUCACAGUAAUCUGCACAACAAGCCGUCCACGCUUAAGGUGCAUCAUGAAACCAAUACGACGUGUAUAGCGUUAGCGUGGAGUACACCGCUGUUUGAGCUUUAUGCUGUUGCGCCGGCAAAUACGUCGAGAGCAGCGCUCGCGCAGAGUGCGAACAAGGUCAUUCAGUGGGUGCGGCGAGAAGAGGAGAGAGUCUUCAUCAUCGGAGGUGCUGUAUUCUAAGAAGUCAAGCAUGCAAGGCACUGCAGUCGGUAGAGCUUAUAUACCAAUCAAAGCAAGGCAAGGGAAAUAAAAGCAUA